Messenger RNA from Brassica napus (rape), 1626 nucleotides. RefSeq lists its product as uncharacterized. The transcript has a single exon. NCBI's taxonomy places the organism in Eukaryota, Viridiplantae, Streptophyta, Magnoliopsida, Brassicales, Brassicaceae. Bases 1 to 1626 code for a protein of 541 amino acids. The record is from RefSeq and is a predicted model, not a curated record. Gene Ontology annotation, molecular function: nucleic acid binding; zinc ion binding.
AUGACGGCUAGGGCUAGGGUUUUGGGCGAUUUUAGGGUUUUGGGUGAGGAUGAACAAGACACUACCAUGGAGGAUACCGGAGAGAAAGGAAGGCCACCGGGGGACCCUCCUGAUGCUCCAGGCUCUUGGGUGAGGAAGGUUGUAGGGAGUAACGUAGGGGGGAUGCCUGUGCCGGAGGAUGUGGUGGAUGAGAAGUUCGUGGAGUCGAGACUGAGAUUGGAAUUUCCGAAUGGAGAUGAUGGGGAGCCGGUGAUAACAAUAGGGGAAGAGGUGCUGACGGCGAUGAAUACACUGUGGAAGAGAUGUAUGAUCGUGAAGGUUUUGGGGAGGAAUGUUCCUUUGAUGAGCCUGACUCAUAAGUUGAAGGAACUGUGGAAACCUAAUGGGUCGAUGUUCGUCAUGGACCUACCAAGGAACUUUUUCAUGGUGCGCUUUGAAUCAGAUGAGGAAUACAUGAACGCUUUAUCGGGGGGGCCAUGGAGAGCGUUUGGUAGUUGCCUUAUGGUACAAGCAUGGACUCCAGAUUUUGAUCCACUAAGAGAUGAGAUAGUUACGACACCGGUGUGGGUUCGGUUGUCGCAUAUACCAGUUAACUUCUACCACAAGGCGAUUUUGAUGGGGAUUGCAAAAGGUCUAGGGCGACCGAUAAAAGUUGACUUGACAACUUUGAAGUUUGAGAGAGCUAGAUUUGCGAGAAUAUAUGUGGAAGUGAAUCUGAAUAAGCCGUUAAAAGGGACAGUGAUGAUCAAUGGUGAGAGGUAUUGGGUCUCGUAUGAAGGCAUCUCGACCAUCUGUUCGACAUGCGGCAUGUAUGGACACUUAGCGCACGCAUGCCCAAAAAAGACUGCAGCGAGAGUCUUGGCCACUGUGUCUAACCCAGACACUUCACUGCCUGAAACUACGGAAGAUAUGAGGAUGGAAACUGAAUUCACUAAAGUGAGAUCAUCAAGAAAAAAGACAGAGCAACAAAUUGCAGUAGGAAGUUCUGUGCAGAGAAUUGGGGAACGAGAUGUGAUGGGAAGUAAGAUAAUGGUGGGGAGUAGACCAAGGGAAGUAAGAAACGAGAAUGUGGUUGAGAAAGUAACAGUGUUGAAUAGAUUUGGAGGCCUAAGUGAAGAGGGUGUGACGGAGAAUCCAACUGAUGAUGUUGAAAGGGAUGAUGAGAAUAAAGAAAAUGAGAAUUCUGCUAACCUAAGCUCAGCAAUAUCGAGUGGAGUACUUGGGAAGAAUUUGUCGUUUGCAGCAAAAGGAGUAAGCGGGAAUCAGACGUUACCUAGAUGUGGAGUUAAAGAUAAGGCAUCUGGCAAGAUACGUGGCCCAAGUCUACUUAAGCCAAAAUCAAGGAAUGUUGGGCCUACUCGUGGCCUGGUUUUUGGCCCAACUAGAGGCGAGACUGGUUUAUCGGUGAGUGGAAAGCGAUUGAGGGUUGAAAACGUGAGUGUUGGUCGGCCUGGAGGUGUCUUCGCUGGAGUUGGAGAACUCACUAGAGAUGAGAAAGAUACGGAGCGAGGCGGUGGGCAGAGGAAGCUACAGGCUCAAUCUGCGACAACGGAGAUACCGUCACUCAAUGAUAUGGACUCCCAGGGGGAGCAGGAGAGAGAAGUGUUGGAGGAAGUGGAGGCAUAA